ACGCCUGGCAUGUGUUUUUCUGGCUAUUGGCUGUGCCUCCCGCGAGCUUCUCAAGACACCGCUAGAAAUGUGUCUCAAAGUCGGGAUCUACUUCUGAAAGUUGAUGGCAAACUUUAAACACCGCAGAUAUUCGGAGGUGAAGCACGAUGCUGAGAAGAGACACAUCGCGCUCUUAUCAGGAGUUCAAUGGAGAAGAGCGUCCUGAGACAGUAGAGUCCAUUCGGGACAAUGGUGUUUCUGAAGUGGAGCAAGAUGAUGAAGCCUGCGAUCCUUUACCAGAUGAGGACAAUGUGGAUAGCAAUCUAAUGCCCAUUGGCUUCAACAAAGCUUGCCUGAAGAAUGUUUUCACAGUAAUCCUUGUCCUCAUUUACUUGGCGCUCACGGCGGUGGCUGUGUUCUUGGCCUACCAAACCAUUUCAGACUUCAUGGACAAACUCAACCACCCAGUGAUGUCCGUUUCAUACAAAGAGGUUGAAGAGUUUGCUGCACCAGGAAUUGUUUUAUUUCCUGGAAAGGCACAUUUAUUAAGCUGCAUGCAUCACUAUCACGACAACAUUCCACCUCUUGUUGCAUUGGAAAAUCUUGCGAAAAGAGAGUGUAUGAAAGAGGAAGUCAUCUACCAUGGGCCGUAUUCAAACCAGACAGAAAAGCGAGCUUUGGUGUUCAGAGGGCCGACUGACGUGAGGAACCGAGAGCUUAUAUUCCUUCAGCUUAGCCGAAACGAAACAGAAGAGGAUUUCAGCGCAAUCAGCUAUAUGAUUUUUGCUAAAUUCAGUGACAUGCUUGAAAGCUCAGAUAAAGCUGCAUUUAUGAUGGACUGUGAAAGGAACUACUCGAUGUGGACCUUCUCUGGAGGCUUUAGGACGUGGGUCAAAAUGUCUUUAGUCAGGACUUCAGGCAGAAGAAAUGAAUCAGUAGAAUUUAGACAGGAGUCUAGUGUGGUGAAGUACAUUGACAAAAGGCCUCCACUGGAGCAAACCAACGAGCUUUUCUUCAUCGUGUUCCAAUGGCGGGAUCCAUUUAUACAGCAAGUUAAAGACAUAGUGACAGCAAACCCGUGGAACACCAUUGCCAUUUUGUGUGGCGUCUUCAUGGCCCUGUUUAAAGCAGCAGACUUUGCCAAACUCAGCAUUAAGUGGAUGAUCCGAAUCCGCAAAAGACACAAAAGGGCAAAAAUGAGAGAAAUGAACCAAAUCAGCUAAAACCGGACAACAUUACACAUCUGGAGAUUUUAAUUAGGACCAUUGGGACUCCUGAACUGCUGAACCAUUUCAGAUAUACAUUUUCUUAAUGAAUGUAUUGCGUUUUAACUGGAGUGAUUUUAAUAUUGUACAGUAUUGUACAAACUCUGAGGCACAUGAUCAACAGUACAAGAGCAAAGUUUAAUUAUUAACUUCACACAUUUGACAAGGUCCUUUGGUUAUGUUGCAUUUCUCGACCAUCAAUAAGUAACUCUUUUGCAAUGUUGUCUUGUUUUCUUAAUGCUGAGGAUUACUCUUCACUGUUGCUGUUUUCUAUUAACAUUUCCAUAAACAUCAACUUGAGAUGUGUUUUUUAAUUCCAAACCUAUGAAAUUAUUUCAGUGAUUUAAAAAUGUUUUGAAAACAUUUGUUAUUUAGCAAUCAUAUUUGUAAGGGGCAGUUUGUGUGUUGUUACUGUGCCGUUUAACAAUUAAAUGACUGUCUGGCGUGUGUAUUUUCAGAUUGUGUAAAUACAUCUUUUCAUGUAGUUUUUAAUGAACAUUAACCAUUUAUAUUUAUUAAAACCACUUUAAUCAUAUAAA
This is a messenger RNA of Danio rerio (zebrafish), 1783 nucleotides long. RefSeq names its product proton activated chloride channel 1 (gene pacc1). Gene Ontology annotation, biological process: chloride transmembrane transport. Gene Ontology annotation, cellular component: plasma membrane. The record is from RefSeq and is marked validated. Lineage: Eukaryota; Metazoa; Chordata; Actinopteri; Cypriniformes; Danionidae.